AUGUCCAGAACGACAGCUUUCUUUCUGUCCUUGGAAAGGUUCAUCAGUGACUUCGACAGAGAGAUCAGCCCAGACACUGCGGUGAACCUCAGUCCUCUGCUGUCUGAGGAGGACGUUUUGAGGAUGAACGAACACAUUAACCAGCUCGAUCAAAUCAGGAUGGACCCAGACUUCCGGAUGGUGUUCUUGUUUCAGAGAGUUCCUCCCUCCCAUUUCCUGGAUUUGCUCAGCACCCAUGAGCCCGAGAUGCUGCGGUUCCUCAGUGACCUGGAGGAGGUCGCCGUGCAGCUCGACAAAAUGAACAAAGGGGCUAAGAUCUCCUCUGUGGUCGGCAGCUCGGCGGCAGCCAUUGGAGGCCUCCUGACCAUUGGUUUGGCAUUAACCCCUGUAACAGCGGGGGCGUCUGUAGCUCUGUCAGUAAUUGGGUUGGUGCUGGAGGGGGGCAUUGGAGCCACCAACGCUAUCACCAACCUCACAGGGAUCUGGGUUAAUUAUCAGAACCUAGAUAAAGCUCAGAAAGCCUUCAAAAGCUUUGUGACAUGUAUGCAAGAGAUCCAGAGCUGCCUAAAGGAGGCGAGCAGCCAAACCGGGACGGAAGUGCAAACAAGUACAAACGAUGUGCUCAUGGAACUCGACGGGGCUGAUCUCAGCAUGGGCGGCGUUAGAAAAAACGUAGAAUCACUUAUUGACAACGUCAAGGAAGUUGAAGCUGGUUUGAGUUUGGCCUCAGACCUCCCAGACGUGAGUCAGGCUGUAGUCGAAGGAACUCUCACUCUGUUCAGCGAGGCUUUCUCCUUAGGUUUCGAUGUCUUCUCUGUCUGUAAGAAUGGCAAAGAUCUGGCCAAGGGCACCGAGACCAUCAUCUCAAAGUUCAUCAGAGCCAGAGCCGCACUCUGGCGUUCUGAGAUGGAUUCAUGGAGGAAAAUGCAGGAUUCUCUGAGCAACGGUCUGCCAACUGCACAAGAGAAGAAGGAGAUCUUAGAGGCUUCGUUCAUCAGUGACUUCGACAGAGAGAUCAGCCCAGACACUGCGGUGAACCUCAGUCUUCUGCUGAUGGACCCAGACUUCCGGAUGGUGUUCUUGUUUCAGAAAGUUUCUCCCUCCCAUUUCAUGGAUUUGCUCAGCACCCAUGAGCCCGAGAUGCUGCGGUUCCUCAGUGACCUGGAGGAGGUCGCCGUGAACCUCGACAAAAUGAACAAAGGGGCUAAGAUCUCCUCUGUGGUCGGCAGCUCGGUGGGAGCCAUUGGAAGCAUCCUGUCCAUCAUUGGUUUGGCAUUAAUCCCUGUAACAGCGGGGGCGUCUGUAGCUCUGUCAAUCAGUGGGUUGGUGCUGGGGGUGGCCAGUGGAACCAACAGCGCUAUCACCACCCUCACAGGGACCCUGGUUAAUAAACAGAACCAAAAUGAAGGUCAGAAAGCCUUCGAAAGCUUUGUGAGGUGUAUGCAGAAGAUCCAGUCCUGCCUUGAGGAGGCGAGGAGCCAAACUGGGACCGAAGUGCAAACAAGUACAAACGAUGUGCUCAUGGAACUCGGCCAGGCUGCUCUUAGCAUGGGCGGCGUUGGAAAAACCAUAGAUUCACUUAUUGACAACGUCUCUUCUUUAAAAGCUUUGAAAAUGGAAGGUGCAGGUGGUGCUGCAGCGAAAGAAGUUGAAUCGGGUUCGAAAUUUUGCGGGCUGGCCUCGGACCUCCCAGACGUGGGUCAGGCUGCAACCAAAGGGCCUCUCGCUCUGUCCAAGGGGGCUCGAGCGGGCCUCAUCACUCUAAAUGCUCUCUUCCUUGGUUUAGAUGUCUUCUUUAUUUGUAAGGAUGGCAAAGAUCUGGCCAAGGGCACCGAGACCAUCAUCUCAAAGUUCAUCAGAGCCAGAGCCGCACUCUGGCGUUCUGAGAUGGAUUCAUGGAGGAGAAUGCAGGAUUCUCUGAGCAACGGUCUGCCAACUGCACAAGAGAAGAAGGAGAUCUUAGAGGCUUCAUUUAACAGACAGAAUCUAAAGGAGGCCUUGUGCUGCUAUGUUUUGUACACCGCAAUGUACACCGACACGGUGAGAAGUUUUCUGGAGAUUCUCCCUGAAUGGACGCUGGCAAGAGAGAUAGAAAUGCUGCUUCUGGUCGACAUCAAAGACCGAUUAGACAAGCUUUCCUUUAAGCUCAGUAACAUCACUGAGUCUAAGGCUAAAGGUAAAGCUUUGAAGGAUUCAGUGAUCAAUUUUAUCAAAAAAGACAGCAAGCUUGGAGAGCUGGAGGGAGAACUGGCCGCUGUGUUGAGGAACACUCCGGCUGGUCUGGAGCAGCUGGACGGCGUCCUGGAUGCAGUGGAGAAGCUGGCUGCGACCUCAAAGCACGUGUUCACCAGGAACCAGAUACUACACCUGUCCAAUGAGACCCACCUGGACACUAUCCAGGCUAUCAUCACUGCUGCACGGCACGCCAGCCCUCUUCUUCUGGAGUUUAAAAGAGACGCAAAAGCCUUUUUCCAGCCCAAACUUCCGAAUUUGGAGGUGCUGUCUUAUCAGCUGGAUAGAUACGUAAAGACCACCAAUAUGAUAUGUGAGAAGCUGCCACGAAGGUUGAUCGGUGACUUCGACAGAGAGAUCAGCCCAGACACUGCGGUGAACCUCAGUCCUCUGCUGUCUGAGGAGGACGUUUUGAGGAUGAACGAACACAUUAACCAGCUCGAUCAAAUCAGGAUGGACCCAGACUUUCGGAUGGUGUUCUUGUUUCAGAGAGUUCCUCCCUCCCAUUUCAUGGAUUUGCUCAGCACCCAUGAGCCCGAGAUGCUGCGGUUCCUCAGUGACCUGGAGGAGGUCGCCGUGAAGCUCGACAAAAUGAACAAAGGGGCUAAGAUCUCCUCUGUGGUCGGCAGCUCGCGGGGGCAUCUUGGGUUGGUGCUGGGGGUGGCCAGUGGAACCAACAGCGCUAUCACCAACCUCACAGGGACCCUGGUUAAUAAACAGAACCAAUAUAAAGGUCAGAAAGCCUUCGAAAGCUUUGUGAGGUGUAUGCAGAAGAUCCAGUCCUGCCUUGAGGAGGCGAGGAGCCAAACUGGGACCGAAGUGCAAACAAGUACAAACGAUGUGGUCAUGGGACUCGGCCAGGCAGCUCUCAGCGUGGGUUGCGUUGGAAAAAAAAUAGAUUCACUUAUUGACAACGUCUCUUCUUUAAAAGCCUUGAAAAUUGGUGCAGCUGGUGGUGCAGCUGGUGCUGCAGCGAAGGAAGUUAAAGCAGGUUCGAGAUUCUCCAGGCUGGCCUCGGACCUCCCAGACGUGGGUCAGGCUGCAGCCAAAGGGCCUCUCGCUCUGUCCAAAGGGGCCCGGGCGGGCCUCAUCACUCUAAAUGCUCUCUUCUUGGGUUUAGAUGUCUUCUUUAUUUGUAAGGAUGGCAAAGAUCUGGCCAAGGGCACCGAGACCAUCAUCUCAAAGUUCAUCAGAGCCAGAGCCGCACUCUGGUGUUCUGAGAUGGAUUCAUGGAGGAAAAUGCAGGAUUCUCUGAGCAAAGGUUUGCCAACUGCACAAGAGAAGAAGGAGAUCUUAGAGGCUUCGUUUUAUAUCAAACUAAAGGAGGCCUUGUGCCGCUACGUUUCUAACACCGCAAUGUACAUCGAUACGGUGAGAAGUUUUCUAGAGAUUCUCCCUGAAUGGACGCUGGCAAGAGAGAAAGAAAUUAAUCAUAUGGUCAACAUAAUAGACCGAUUAGACAAGCUUUCCUUUAAGCUCAGUAAUAUCACUGAGUCUCAGGCUAAAGGUAAAGCUUUGAAGGAUUCAGUGAUCAAUUUUAUAAAAAAAGACAGCAAGCUUGCAGAGCUGGAGGGAGAACUGGCCGCUGUGUUGAGGGAGGCUCUGGGUGGUCUGGAGCAGCUGGACGGCUUCCUGGAUGCAGUGGAGAAGCUGGCUGUGACCUCAGAGCACGUGUUCACCAGGAACCGGAUACUACACCUGUCCAAUGAGACCCACCUGGACACUAUCCAGGCUAUCAUCACUGCUGCACGGCACGUCAGCCCUCUUCUUCUGGAGUUUAAAAGAGACGCGAAAGCCUUUUUCCAGCCCAAACUUCCUAAUUUGGAGGUGCUGUCUUAUCAGCUGGAUAGAUAUGUAAAGACCACCAAUACGAUAUGUGAGAAGCUGCCACGAAGGAUGGACCCGGACUUCCGGAUUGUGUUCUUGUUUCAGAAAGUUCCUCCCUCCCAUUUCAUGGGUUUGCUCAGCACACAUGAGCCCGAGAUGCUGCGGUUCCUCAGUGACCUGGAGGAGGUCGCCGUGAAGCUCGAAAUAAUUAACAAAGGGGCUAAGAUCUCCUCUGUGACCGGCAGCUUGGCGGGAGCCAUUGGAAGCAUCCUGUCCAUUGUUGGUUUGGCAUUAAUCCCUGUAACAGCGGGGGUGUCUGUAGCUCUGUCAGUAAGUAAGUCGGUGCUGGAGGGGGCCACCAACGCUAUCACCAACCUCACAGAGACCUGGGUUAAUAAUCAGAACCUAGAUGAAGCUCAGAAAGCCUUCCAAAGCUUUGAGAAGUGUAUGCAGAAGAUCCAGUGCUGCCUGGAGGAGGCGAGGAGCCAAACCGGGACGGAAGUGCUAACAAGCACAAACGAUGUGCUCAUGGGACUCGGCGGGGCUGAUCUCAGCGUGGGCGACGUUAGAAAAACCAUACGUUCCCUUACUGACAAAGUCUCUUCUUCAAAAGCAGGUGGUGAUGCACCGAAGAAAAUCGAAGCAGGUUCGAGAUUCUCCAGGCUGGCCUCAGACAUCCAAGACGUGGGUCAGGCUGCAGCCAAAGGGCCUCUCGCUUUGUCCAAGGAAGAGAGCAUCACUCUAAAUGCUCUCUUCCUUGGUUUAAAUGUCUUCUUUAUCUAUAAGAAUGGCAAAGAUCUGGCCACGGGCACCGAGACCAUCAUCUCAAAGUUCAUCAGAGCCAGAGCCGCACUCUUGCGUUCUGGGAUGGAUUCAUGGAGGAGAAUUCAGGAUUCUCUGAGCAAAGGUCUGCCAACUGCACAAAAGAAGAAGGAGAUCUUAGAGGCUUCAGGGAUCAGCCCAGACACUGCGGUGAACCUCAGUCCUCUACUGUCUGAAGGCAAAGUUUGGAGGAUGUUAGAACACAUAAAUCAGCUCGAUGAAAUCAGGAUGGACCCAAACUUCCGGAUGGAGCUGGACUGCUUCCUGGAUGCGGCGGAGACGCUGGCCGUCACGUCUCUCCACGUGUUCACCAAGAACCAGCUGCUGAUCCUGCCCCAGGAGAUCGGCCUCGACUACGUCCAGGCGGUCAUCACAGCUGCGCGGAGCGUCUGUCCUCUGAUCCUGGAGUUUAAACGGGAGGCCAAAGCCUUCUUCUCUCCCAAACUCCAGAAUGUGGAGGUGCUGGCACAUCUGCUGGACAAGUACAUCCAGACCUCCAAGAACAUCUGUGAGAAGAUGGAUAAAAGCUGUUUGACCGACUUCAGCCUGAAGACCAGUGAACCUGCGGUGGAAAUCUGUGUGGACAUGUCAGAUGAUGACAUACAAAGGAUGCUUGACCACCUGGAGGAGAGCGCAGUUCAGCGGGACAGGAUGAACAAAGGGGCGAAGAUCUCCAGCGUGGCCGGCAGCUCUGUGGGCGCCGUCGGGGGUGUGCUCUCCAUCGUCGGCCUGGCCCUCAUUCCAGUCACAGCUGGGGUGUCUCUGGCUCUGACCAUGACUGGAGUUGGGCUGGGGGUCACCAGCAAAGUCAACAGCGUGGUCACCACAGCCACAGAGAUGGGGGUCAAUCUAACUCAGCAAAAGAAAGCCAACGAGGUCUUCCAGAGCUUCAUGGAGGACGUGGCAAGAAUCCAGGACUGUCUGGGCGAGGUGAGCCGGCAAAUGGUUGCCAAAAUGGAAACGGAUGGCAUAGAGGUGGCCGUGGGAGUCGGCAAGAUCCUUCGUAAUUCCGUCACUAUUGGAAGAGGCAUUAAUAAGCUUGUGGACAUGGCUUCUGCUGCCAAGCUGCUAAACGCAGAAAAGGCCAUUGCAAGUGAAGGUAAAGUUUUGGCUCAGGAGGGAAAAGCUUUGCGCAACAAUCCCAGGGUGGCUUCAGAAAUCCCGGAUGUCGGCUCGGCAGUUGCAAAAGGGCCUCUUGCCCUCGGCAAGGGAGCUCGGGCAGGUUUCAUCGCUCUCAACGCUCUCUUCCUCGGCAUGGAUAUCUUCUUCAUCUGCAAAGACAGCAUCAGUCUGGCCAGAGGCAGCGAGACCGAGACCUCCCAGUUCAUCCGAGCCAGAGCCGCGCUGUGGAGCUCAGAGAUCGACUCGUGGAAGAAGAUCCACGACUGUCUGGAUGAAGGCCUGAAGACGUCAGCGAAGAAGAAGGCCGUCCUGGAGACGCCCUUUUAUCCUGAUACUUAG
This is a messenger RNA of Menidia menidia (Atlantic silverside), 6342 nucleotides long. The record is from the annotation of a GenBank genome assembly. NCBI's taxonomy places the organism in Eukaryota, Metazoa, Chordata, Actinopteri, Atheriniformes, Atherinopsidae.